Molecule: messenger RNA, 1413 nt
Organism: Lithohypha guttulata
Lineage: Eukaryota; Fungi; Ascomycota; Eurotiomycetes; Chaetothyriales; Trichomeriaceae
Exons: 1
Coding region: 1-1413 (470 amino acids)
Biological process (GO): nucleoside transmembrane transport
Cellular component (GO): fungal-type vacuole membrane
Molecular function (GO): nicotinamide riboside transmembrane transporter activity; nucleobase transmembrane transporter activity
Source: RefSeq, a predicted model, not a curated record
AUGCCUAUUGCUGAUAUAGAACUUCGUGAAGUCCUUCAUCCUUCUGCUAUGGACAGAAUACGGAAGUUAUUCGAGCCCUCGCCUGCCUACGCUCCAGUCGAUACUGAACAAGAUAACGAUGAGGAAGACGACGAUUCAUCUCGGACACUGGACGCAGCUGGUGAGCUGCCGUUCUCAUGGCUAGAAUAUUGCGUGUUCCUCCUCCUAGGAGUAGCAAUGUUAUGGGCUUGGAACAUGUUUCUUGCGGCUGCGCCCUACUUCCAGAGUAGAUUCAGGAGCAAUAAAUGGAUCUACAACCACUUUCAGGCAGCCGAGAUCAGUGUUUCGACCAUUACAAACUUAUUAUCUAUGAUCGUCCUGUCCAAAAUGCAGAAGAAUGCUUCAUAUCCAAAAAGAAUCGCAGCCUCUCUCGUUAUCAAUGCAAUAUGCUUCUCCAUUCUUGCAAUCUCUACACUAAUAAGGUCCUCUGCUGGCGCAUACUUUGGCUUCCUGCUUGUUGCUAUCUUUACAGCUAGUCUAAGCACAGGCUUGAUACAGAACGGCCUAUUCGCCUUCGCCUCUGGUUUUGGAAGAGGAGAAUAUACACAAGCAAUCAUGACUGGUCAGGGUGUCGCAGGAGUCUUACCGCCCUUGACUCAGAUCUUUUCAGUUCUGGCAGCUAGCAAGCCUGCUGACGACGCCGAGGCCGAGGAUGAGUCCAACAAGUCAGCCUGCAUUUAUUUCAUUGUUGCUGUCGUUGUUUCGGUGCUUGCUCUCCUGGCAUUCCUUUAUCUGCUGAGGCGAAACAACCAAGCCGAAGCUCUACGAUCAACCAAACGGACAACCGUUGACGGCUCAGCAGAAGGCGAUAUGCUUACUUCUUCUCACCAUGACGAUACACUGUCGGGCCGUACACCUGUUGGCCUUUGGACGCUCUUCAGAAAGCUUCCCUUCCUAUCCGCAGGCGUCUUUGUCUGUUUCACUGUCACGAUGAUAGAUUUCCCAGUCUUCACAGCAGAGAUCCUGUCAACCUCUGGCGUUGAUGAUGCAAUCUUCAUACCCCUUGCUUUUUUGAUCUGGAAUCUCGGCGACCUGCUCGGUCGAUUACUCACAAUCUGGCCGACAGUCUCCCUAACACAUUGGCCGUUCUCGCUGUUCUGCAUAGCCAUGGCACGCUUCGUCUUCGUGCCACUAUACUUUCUGUGUAAUGUUCGGGGUCGUGGGGCGGUGGUACCGAGUGACCUCUUCUAUCUUAUCAUCGUGCAGCUACUGUUCGGACUUACUAAUGGUUAUGUUGGAAGUGAAUGCAUGAUGGGCGCUGGAGAGUGGGUCGAGGCUGAAGAGAGAGAAGCUGCUGGUGGCUUCAUGGGUCUUGUGCUCGUUGGUGGACUUACAGCAGGCAGUCUGCUCAGUUUUGCCUUGGGCGAUGUCUGA